Messenger RNA from Strigops habroptila (Kakapo), 1830 nucleotides. RefSeq names its product inorganic pyrophosphatase 2 (gene PPA2). The transcript is spliced from 11 exons. Gene Ontology annotation, cellular component: cytoplasm; extracellular exosome. Gene Ontology annotation, molecular function: magnesium ion binding; inorganic diphosphate phosphatase activity. Lineage: Eukaryota; Metazoa; Chordata; Aves; Psittaciformes; Psittacidae. The coding region runs from base 881 to 1675 and encodes 264 amino acids. The record is from RefSeq and is a predicted model, not a curated record. Gene Ontology annotation, biological process: phosphate-containing compound metabolic process.
AUUUCAAAAUAACAACAGUUUUGUUGGCAUUCUUUAGGGAAAAAUGCAGGUUUUUUAGAAGCUUUUUUGGUUUCUUUGGAAGCAAUUAACAGACAGAUGUAUAACACCAGAAAGGACCACUUUAGCCGAGGCUGAUUCCUUACCUAAUACAGGCACAAUAACUCCACCAAAUUUUCUCUUCUGAGUUCAGUAACUUGCAGUGAAACAGAAUGUGUAGACAAGCCUAGGUGUCUGUUGAGGUCUCACAGUGACUGCAGGUUGGGGGAACUCUCGCUGUAUCUUGUGUUAAUUCUCCUCUGUGUUUAUGUUUAUGUGCUCUUGAAUUCAUUUUCUACUAUUACUCCUACAUUUUCCUACAUCUGCAAUUGAAAGUAUACAUUUCCUUGCAGGAGGAGAUGUACAGCACAUGCUUACAUAACUUACAGUGUAUUUGUGUAGUUUCCAAAAGGAGCGUUAUAAUUGGAAGCCAGGCAUAAUGCCCAAGAGAAAAGUGGUAAUCGCACCUUUGGAGAAUUACAAGGCUUGAGGUGCAGCUGAGCACUUUCACGUCUUGUUAGCCACACUCCCUGGAGUUUCAUUAUACCAGUAAUGAAAUGCCUGGUUUAUGUGUCAUUGGUGGGAACUGUCAGUCUUUGGUUUAGACUUAGGUUUGCUUAUUAUGGUAUGCUUGUUACACAAACAGAUUGGGAGGGUUUUGGCUGUUUUCUUCAUUUGUUGCUGGAUCUCUAUGGGUGAUAUGAAUGGUGAGGAAGGUCAGCAGUUGUAACAUGUUCAGAUUGAGACUUCUGAACUAGCGAACCAAUCUCUUGAAUUAUUUAAACCGAGAGAUUAAAAAUAUCCAUGAAUCUUUCUGAUUGGCAGCCCCUAAGCAUGCUAGUCAAUGGAAGAGGAUAAAGAGAUUCCUCCAAAGAGGUCAAGAACUACUGGAUCUGAGGUCCUGUUUAACAUGGUUGUAGAAGUGCCUCGUUGGACGAAUGCAAAAAUGGAGAUUGCCACUGAGGAGCCGUUGAAUCCCAUUAAACAAGAUAUAAAGAAAGGCAAGCUUCGAUAUGUGGCAAAUAUCUUUCCUCACAAGGGUUAUAUAUGGAAUUAUGGUGCCCUCCCACAGACCUGGGAAGAUCCAAACCAUACAGAUAACAAUACAGGAUGCUGUGGGGAUAAUGAUCCUAUCGAUGUUUGUGAAAUAGGUUCAAAGAUUCGUUCUUCUGGUGAGAUUGUUCAGGUGAAGGUCUUGGGUGUUUUAGCUCUUGUUGAUGAAGGAGAGACAGAUUGGAAGAUAAUUGCUAUCAGUGCGGAUGACCCAGAUGCUCACAAAAUCCAUGAUAUUGAUGAUGUUAGGAAGUACAAACCGGGUUACCUUGAGUCUACGGUUGACUGGUUCCGAGCAUAUAAAGUCCCUGAUGGUAAACCGCAAAAUCACUUCGCUUUUAAUGGAGAAUUUAAAAACAAGGAUUUUGCUGUUGAAAUUAUCAAAUCCACCCAUGAAUACUGGAAAGCUUUGCUUCAUAAAAAAGCUGAUGGAGGUAAUCUUAAAUGCACAAAUGUUCUGGUGAGGGACAGCCCAUUUUGUUGCAGUGAGGAGGAUGCCCGAUCAAUUGUGCAGUCGGCACCAGCGCAUGUGAAUGGAGAUUCUGUUUCCCCAGAAGUUGAUUCCUGGUACUUUUUCACCAAGUGAUCGUCAAAGUGUUCUGAAGUUGCAUCAUCAAAUCUGGAAGUCGUCCCUUUUUUGAAGACCAGCAAAAGCACUAACUGUUGGGUUCCUGUUGAAACAACUUUCCAACUUGUGUAAACAGUCUCUCAUGUAAAUAAACACUGACAUUAUAAAAUGAA